Messenger RNA from Conger conger (European conger), 2707 nucleotides. RefSeq names its product cyclin-dependent kinase inhibitor 1B-like. The record is from RefSeq and is a predicted model, not a curated record. The coding region runs from base 573 to 1151 and encodes 192 amino acids. Gene Ontology annotation, cellular component: cytoplasm; nucleus. Gene Ontology annotation, molecular function: protein-folding chaperone binding; cyclin-dependent protein serine/threonine kinase inhibitor activity. Gene Ontology annotation, biological process: negative regulation of cell population proliferation; regulation of cell cycle; G1/S transition of mitotic cell cycle. Lineage: Eukaryota; Metazoa; Chordata; Actinopteri; Anguilliformes; Congridae. The transcript has 3 exons.
GCAUUUAAACACUGUGUUGCUAUUCAGACAAUUCUCCAUAUAACUGGAUUUUUUUGUUAGGUUUUAAUUUUUUUUACAUCUGAAAGCGUCUGAAAGGGUUUGGAAAAUUUCUGAAACGUUUUUUUCUGUUAACUUUGUGGGCGUCAGAAGGCUCCGUCGUGGGGGUUUAAACUCGUUUUUUCACUUUAAGAAACAUGGGCGGUUCCGUUCUCUUUAACCAAUGAGUGUCUUUCUCUGUUUAAAUAGCUUUCGCUGCCAAUCAUUUUUUUUUCCCCGAAGUCAGCCUCCCUUCGAUCGCCAUAUUGGGGACUGGAAAGGCUCGUCUGUUUUUCUGCUCUUACUACGAGACCAAAUUGACAGGAGUGGCUUUCGCACUUUGUUUUGAUGAUCGCUGGAGAUUGCAUUAGCUCGCGCUGUCGUAUAGGCUGUUGUGUUGUUGCAACUGAGCUUUGCGCGUGGCAUGCCUGCUUCUGCGUGUAUCGCAGUCGGUUUUCGCCCGUUCUGGAUCGCCCUAAGUAGGUGGAAAUACGCCUUUUAAUCGUUUGUUUUGGUUGUUCCUUCACAAGCAGAAAAUGUCAAAUGUUCGUCUUUCAAAUGGGAGUCCAACUUUGGAAAGAAUGGACGCCAGACUGCCGGAUCACGCAAAGCCAUCCGCUUGCAGAAACCUUUUCGGGACAGUGGAUCACGAAGAGUUAACGCAGGAUUUAAAUGGACAUUUGCAAGGGAUGGUGGAGCAAACGUCCGCCAAGUACAAUUUUGAUUUUCUAAAUAACAAGCCGCAGCAAGGCCGAUUCGAGUGGAAGAUCGUAAAUAGCAAAGAUGUACCCGAGUUUUACAGCAAACAGCAACGGGCACCGAAGGACAUUCGUCGUUCUGUGAAUAACGCUGUGGAUCUUAACGGGAAUCAUAGCUGUCUUAGGGUGACUCCCUGUCCGGGCGCCGGAGACAGGUUUACCGAGGAGAAGCCCGAGAAAGCGGAGAGUCCAGCGGAUCCUAAAGACCAAUGCAGCGGACAGCGGAAAAGACCAGCCAGCCAUGACUCGUCCUCUCAAAAUAAAAGGGCUCACACCAGUCCGGAUGAAGUUACUCGUAGCCCAGCUUUGUUACGCUCGGUAGAACGCACACCCAGGAAACCAAGUCCCAAGACCUAAAACUUGUAAAAGAGCAGAUGCAAUUCCCCUUUUCAUCGAGCGCAUCGGUCCUGGAUGACGUAAAGAGGAACUACAUGUAAUGAAAAUACAUAUCGCCUGUCCCACGGAUGGGGACGCUGUACAAGCACUGAAUAUAAACACUAAAGUUAUGGCACUCGAUUGAAUUAAUCUGCCUCUAAAAGCAGCCGAUGUAGCAGUGUGCAAUUAGGGCUUUUCCCUUUUGCGCAAUGUAUAUUUACUACCUGUGUACAUAGUUCUUCCUCAUAUGUAGCACAUAAAAAAUAAGAAAGUUUUCUUUAUCAAAUGGUGUGAAUUUGAUUUGACUUGAAGAAUUAGAAUAGUUUUGUAAAUGUUUAUUUUCCAAAAUGCUGUCAUUUUUUGAAGGUGGUGUGUUUUUUAACAGCAAUUUGUACAAAGAACACUUGCAAAUGUUUUAAUCAGGGUUUUGACAGUUCCCAGUUAUCGCACAUUCACUUGGUCACUGUUUCAUCUCGUCAGCGUGUCCAGGUCAAGUGCUGAACAUUUUCUUUAUUUCCCUUUGAAAAGCAGCUCAUAAUUUAGCGACUGCAGUUUGGACAGAUAUUGUAUGAGAAGUAACAGCCACAGUCGUCAUUUCUUCCAUAUUCAGCUGAUUCUAAAUGCCGAUGUAGAUGUUGUGUGGAGGGGUAUGAAGCCUGAAGUAUGUAGGGCAGUGUUUCCCAACUCCAGUCCUCGGGACCCACAUGCCAGAAGGUUUUUGUUGUAACCAGUAACUCACACACCUGAUUUAACGAUUGAACCAAUCAAACCACAAAAAUGCCCUUGAUUAGUUAAAUCAGGUGUGUGAGCUACUGGUUACAACAAAAACCUUCUGGCAAGUGGGUCCCGAGGACUGGAGUUGGGAAACACUGAUGUAGGGGCUGAAUAAUUGAAGUUAAGGUCAGAAUCUACAGUAUUAAUUUAGACUUUUUGAUUUCAGUGAAAUGUCCUACUGAUUCAAUACAUUCUAAAAUCAUUUUUGUAAUCUCAUAUAUACAAAUAAUAUUUUCCCUCAGUUCAUGCCAGGUCAUAUAUUCAGUGCAAAAGGGGAGAACCUGGUAAAGGCUGCCUCUGCACAUCCCAUAAUAAACGUGUGAAUCCUGAAUACGGCCAGCGUGCUGCCACGGUCUCCAUUGGAAACGGACCGUGUCAUGUUUCACUGCCUGUGUAUGUGUGUAAAACUGAAGUGUACCUGUGUACAUGACUGUGUACAUAACUGUGUACAGAACUGUAAAAACACUGAGAAAUUAUACUAACUUAUUUAUGUCAAGCCUUUUUUUCUUUUUCUUUUUUGAGAAAUGGGUUUUGUUUGGAUUUUUUAAUGGUUAUUCCAAAGUGGCAUUUUUUAGUUUUAGUUUUUUUUUUUUUAAAUGUAAGCGCUUUAAAAAAAAAAAAAAAGUUUCUCAAAGUUUUUUUUGUUUGUUUGUUUAAUCAUGUAAGGUUGCAGACUGAGCCUCAUAAAAUAUUUGACUUGUGCAUUUUGUAUGUGUGUUAAAAAAAUGUUGCAAUCGAUUAAAAAAUUUUACCUUGCAUCUCUA